Symbiodinium sp. CCMP2592 is the source of this 2055-nucleotide messenger RNA. NCBI's taxonomy places the organism in Eukaryota, Dinophyceae, Suessiales, Symbiodiniaceae. The record is from the annotation of a GenBank genome assembly.
AUGUCACAAACAGAUUGCCAUGCGGAGCAGCUGGACGAAGUGGAAGCACUGCAAGCCAUCUUUCCAGAGGAGAUAGAGCUGACCAGCGAUGAUGCAGGGCAGGUCGAGCUCUCCCUGUUGGUGAGUCCAGAUUUGUCGGGUGAGCUUGGCGAUUCUCCUUUGUUCCUACGAGCAGCCUAUCAACCAGAUGACACGAGCGACAGCAGAGGCUAUAAGAUGCAGUCUCCGGCUUUACCGGUCCCGGUUCCGGAGGCCGACCCCAAAGGCCAAGUCUCAGGCGAGACGGCAAAGCCACGGCUCAGCCGGUCUGUCAGUGGCUUUGCGGAAGUUGAGGUACGACACUUGCCACCUGUCCAGCUUCAGCUGAAGCUGCCGGCCGGCUACCCGUCUUCUGAACCACCUGACUUUCGCUUGUCUUGCUCUUGGAUGGACUUAGACAGCCUAUCGUCGUUCUGCAGAAGCUUGGAUGACCAAUGGGAGCAAGCCAAGGGGUCUGCGAUCAUCUACACAUGGGUUGAUGUCUUGCGACAAGAAGUGCUGGAGCUUAUCUUCAAGAAUCGGGGAGCAUUGGAGAGCAAAGUCUUUCUGACAUUGAAGGCUAUUGACGGAUUGUCAGCUUCUGAUCCACGGGCCGAGUCCAACUGUUGGGACCCUGUCCAAACUUUAUUGGAUUUGCUCAUGUACGAUAAGGGGAAAAGGUUGGAUAUUUGGAGUCAACAGCAGCACGUCUGUAACGUGUGCUUCUGCGAGCAUCCUGGUUCUCACUUCGUGCAUUUGGGCAGUUGCAGCCAUGCAUUCUGCAAGACUUGCGUGAAAACAAUGGCAGAGAUCCAUGUGAAUGAAGGCAGUAUCGCUGACUUGGUUUGUCCGGAACCAGGCUGCCGAGCCGAAAUCGCGCCCAGUGCCUUGAUGCAAGUCUUGGAUGCGUCGGGCUAUGAGCGCUGGCAGACCCUGAAGCUUCGGCGAGCUCUGACAACGGCUAAUUUGGUCCUCUGUCCGCGCUGUGAAGAGAUGGGCAUGGAAACGCCAGUUCUGCCGGAUCCGGUAUCUGAUUCUGAUCAAGCAGCUUCACUCCCCCCUGUGGCCAGAUGUGGUCGUUGCGAGUAUGUCUUCUGCGCCACGUGCUUAUCUUUGUACCACGGGACGGAGCCAUGUCUGGCGCCAGAGGAGCGGGCCCAACAAGCGGCAAUGCGUCGGCUCGGAACUGCCCAGAGUGUGGCAGAGAAGCGAAAGCUCAAGCGUGAGGCGCAGAAGGGAUAUCUGGUCUGUAUCGACGUAGGUGAAGACAUGCUGCCUGUCGAUGCAGCUGGGCACAUCACCGAGGACUGCGAGCCGAACAUCGCGGAAGGCGACAAGGUUAUCGCCGUACAUACCGGUGUCCCAGACAAAAUCACUGGCCGAGCUUUGUGGGAUGCCAAGCCGGUCAGCAUCCGCUUGGUUCGCACACGGGCUGAUGCUGCGAUGGAGCGGCGGCGCCAGCGGCGCCUGAUGGAAGAGCUGCUGACAUUGCGAGAAAUCGCCCGCGAGUCACAGCCUUGUCCUGUUUGCAAAGUGCGUGUACACCGCACAGCUGGGUGUAAUCACAUGCACUGUACACAGUGCCGUGCGCACUUUUGCUAUCGCUGCGGUGCGCAAAUGGACAGCGAGGACCCCUAUGCCCAUUUCAAGACAGGGAAAUGUACAACCUUCGAUGAUGAAGAGGUGCGAAGAAUAGCAGCUCAGGAAAGGCAGCCCGGUUUCGUAGACCACGAGCUGCAGCGCCUCCGGGACGAGUUCGGCGAACAACGUGAGUUGUUUGCGCAGUUUCAGCAAGCCCAUGGCAUACAAGCACCUAAUACCGGCGGGCGUGGAACGGUGGCAGCAAGACGGCGCAUGGGCGACGUCCCUUGCCCAUCCUGUGGACAGUGGAAUGGCCGUGUAGGCAAUCUUAACCACAUUCGAUGUGGUAUGUGCCGCAAUUCUUUUUGCGGCCACUGCAGACGUCGAAUACAAGGCGUCAUUUCUCACCAUUACCGUGGCGAGAACGCCUGCCCGCAGCAUUUCCGUGCCGAGUAG